This is a messenger RNA of Plasmodium coatneyi, 930 nucleotides long. RefSeq names its product SICA antigen. Lineage: Eukaryota; Apicomplexa; Aconoidasida; Haemosporida; Plasmodiidae. Bases 1 to 930 code for a protein of 309 amino acids. The transcript has 3 exons. The record is from RefSeq and is a predicted model, not a curated record.
AUGGUGGUAGUCAAACCACUGAUGGUGGUGCAGGUGAACCCGCUGCUGAUGCCUCCCCUAAAAAAACUGAAGACAUUAAUCCAACUGCUGGAAAUACUUCUGAAGGCCAGGGCGGUAAGAUUACCGUUAACAGCGACGGUCAUAAGGAUAGCGAGGCUGGUGAAAAGGGAGGUGUCACCGCCGCUGUCCCUGCUAUUCCUGUUCCUGCACCUGGUCUGGGCCCCAGUACAGGAGUUGGUCCGGUUCCUCCCGUUGUUCGUGUUUCAGCAAGAAUUACAAAAACUCCUGUUACACCCAGGGCUGGAAUAUAUUGCCCUCGGUAAGCGAAGACGACGUCACAAAAGAGCUGAUCAAGUACGUGGCCCUGCAGCUUUGGAAGAACAACUCUUUGACCAUGUUGACCAGGCAGAUGGUCCACAUGAAUAUACCUUAGUAAAAAAACGCAGACAACCAAGAUCUGCUCCAUCGGGAAGAACAAAGGGGUCAAAAAAACGUGCUGAUCACCGUGUUUGUCACCGCACCAUUAUUGAUAUUCAUUUAGAAGUCUUAGGCGAAUAUCAAAGGGAAAAUUUGCAUUCGACGAAGGAAGACUUUUUUGAAAUUUUGGUUCAAGAAUUUAUGGGAAGCGAAUUUAUAAAAGAAGAAAAUGUUCCGGAGGAAGGUGUCCCAAGUUCAGAUUCCGGGUUUAGGGUUGAUUUUCGUAAGGAACAGUUUACUGAGGAACAGAUGUUCCUAAGGAAUAGGUUCCAGGUUCAGGUUCCUGAGGAGGAAAAUUUUCCUAAGGAACUGGAUCAAAGUUCAGAUUCCGGGUUUAGGGUUGAUGUUCCUAAGGAACAGGUUCCAAGUUCAGAUUCCGGGUUUAGGGAGGAAGACCUUGUUCCUGAGGAAGGUGUUCCUAUGGAAGUGCUUCCUCAGGAAAAUCAAAAAUAG